AUUUACUUAUCUUUUGAUACAAGAACUACAGUUAAAAACAACUACCAAUUGAGAACGGUAGUUAAGUCUGUAAAGAGAGGGGUGAGCGUGUUUUAGCGGCGACAAUAGCACGAUAUUCAGAUACGAAGCCAGGGUAAACCGGGAAGCCGUAGUUCGUGAACUGUAGUAAGUGUGGUAACUUCGGACAAUCAACGACAUUCAGAAGCCGGCAACGCUCUGAAAUUCAGAUAAGCGAAUAUGUUACUUCUGUUUCAAAUAUCGCUGCUAUUGUUCCUGAUAACAGAAAUCGGCACAGUAGGAGUUGGAAAAGCAUGGCAAAUUCUUCCAUACACAACCGAUUACUGGAAUCAUCCAUCAUGGCCGCGACUCGAUUCUUCUGCGUUCGAAGUUCGCAGUGUGAGUGGUGUCGGUCAUCUUAAUCCUUCAGAAACCACUCAGAGGAAGCUAAAACUUGACCAAUCAAAAUCCAUCCAGCCCAAUAUUAUUCCGUUAUCAAAAUCAAACGUUUUAUUCAGCCAAAAGUAUUUCAAUCAAUUCGAAACAAAUUUUGAAGAUUCUUCCUACGAUCAAUACGAAAACCAAGACGAAAUGAAUGAUGCAGCGGAAGAUAAGAUAUUUAAAGCAGGAAUAGCAAUGACUGUUCUAGAUCCAAAAGACAAUAAAGAUUUAUUAAAGAAUAUUGAAGACGAGACAAAGAAAAUUGUACCAAGGUUUCGUCGUGACGCAGAAAACGAAACGAAGAUGGAACAAAUAUCUACUAGUAAAAAUGUUCGAGAGAUACGUUUAAGUUCUCCAGAUGGUUGGUCCACUCAACCAUUAUCCAUAGAGUUUCCCCAUAGAUCUAGUUUAGAUCAAAUGAUUCAGCAAACAAUGGAUGACGAAGAAUUGCCAAAUGCAAGGAGUUAUCACACUCCACGAGCUGAUUUUAUAACCAGUCACCAUAGAAGAAGUUACGAACAUCGAGAAGCUCGAGAUAUGCCUAUCACUAGAGCCUAUGAUGAUUAUGAUGUUCCAUGGUACAGGAGUACCACCAUCAGGGAACGAGACUAUGAACCUCUAAGUUAUCGUCGUGGAUAUAAUUAUUAUUAUCCUGAUCGAUAUAGAAUGGAAAGAGACUAUUAUAUGCGAGUUCCCCCCAAUGAUUAUUCUUAUUAUUAUGAUCGGUAUAGGGACGAGGAUUUGGAUCUUUAUGGUCGUAGCAGACCAACGCCCAAGCCCAAGAGGAUUAUCUACUAUGCAACAUUGCCGGAAAUAGUAAGGAAACCUGUAGAUCUGAGAAAUUAUCCUAGACCAUAUGAUGGAACUAGAACAGGACCAGUUUCUAGGGAUGGAAAUUAUAAACGUAUUCCAGGGAAUGUUGAUCCUAGUAGAUAUCGAUAUAGACACGCGUAUGAUGGUUAUGAUAAUUAUUCAAAGAGAUCGAGCUUUGUAGAUAGGCCUUAUCCAUAUCCUGAAGAGGAGAGUCGUCGCAAGAUGACGUUAGAAAAUCUUCGAAAUAACGAUCCAUUUGAUCAAAAUAAUGACAGGAAAUUGGCGAAUCAGAUUACGGUAAGAAAUGAAGGAAAGUUACCCUGGCCAGUGCAAAUUGGAACGGAAGUGAGUGUGAAAGAUGACGAGAGAAUCUCUGGAAGAAAGAUUUUUGGAGAAAAUAAUGGAUAUGACAGAUUCCAGAGUGCGCAGUUACAAAAGGCACCAGAUGCAACUGGAUCCAGUGAAUUACAAAGCGAUAAUUGAACGUAGCAUGAGUUCUUUCUUAGAAAUUAGUGAAUUUUGAAAAGAUUUUUGGAUAUUGUUCGCUUUGAUAUACUGUUGUCUUUUUCUAUUGGUAUAGAAUUGGAUAGUUUUUACUGUAAAAAUGAAUAUUGAUAUUAAAGUUUAAUCGAAUAU
Molecule: messenger RNA, 1887 nt
Organism: Apis dorsata (giant honeybee)
Lineage: Eukaryota; Metazoa; Arthropoda; Insecta; Hymenoptera; Apidae
Exons: 2
Coding region: 238-1734 (498 amino acids)
Source: RefSeq, a predicted model, not a curated record